Molecule: messenger RNA, 889 nt
Organism: Stegodyphus dumicola
Lineage: Eukaryota; Metazoa; Arthropoda; Arachnida; Araneae; Eresidae
Product: sulfotransferase ssu-1-like
Molecular function (GO): sulfotransferase activity
Source: RefSeq, a predicted model, not a curated record
UAAUUUCUUUUAUGUUCCUAACUUCACAAAAGGUGCUUCCUCAUGUCAACUAAAUUUCGACUCAAGUGCGAGUGCUGCAGAGGAAAUGCCAAGACCUAAUGCCAUCAAGUUCCAUCUUCCCUAUCACCUGACUCCAAAGUCAGAUAAAGCCAAGUAUAUUUAUGUAGCCAGAAAUCCUAAAGACUGCUGCGUUUCCUAUUUCCACCACAUGAAAAAUAUCCCUGGUCACGGCUUCAGUGGAACUUUUGAUGACUUUUUCGAACUUUUCAUUUCUGGAAACAUAGACUACGGGGAUUAUUUUGAUCACGUUCUUGGUUGGUACGCUCACAGGAAGGAUUCAAAUGUACUUUUCUUGACUUAUGAGCAAAUGAAAGAAGAUACAAGUGGUGCUAUUUUAAAAAUGGCAUCGUUCAUUGAUGACUCUUUAUACGCAGAACCUCUCCGAAAUGAUCCGGAAAUUUUGAAUAACAUAUUAAAAUUUAGCAGUUUUGAUUACAUGAAAAAUAAAGUAAACAAAAGUAUGGAGGAACUGACAUCAAUGACUAAAGAAGAAAUAAUGAAUUCUUCUCUUCCUAGCCAACUGAAAAAGUUGUUCACUUCUUUUGAUCGUCCAAAACCGGAAAAAAUACAAAGGAAGAAAGAUGAAAACAGCGGUUUUGUACGAAAGGGAAUCAUUGGCGACUGGAAAAACUACUUUUCUGAGGAGCAGAACAGACGCAUGGAUGAGAAAUUUGCUGAGAAAACGAAACGCACCGAUUUGGAUAAUUUGUGGAAAAAUUACAUGUAACUAAUUUUCAAUGAUCUGAAACUAACAGAGGAAACAGAAUGAUCUCGUAGUUUUAGAAUACCUUAAUAAUAUGUGCAAUAAAUUAUUAUUAUUAUGUUUGAA